AUUGCUCACUCCUCUCUCUCUCCCUCUCUCUCUCUCUCUGAAGUCUGAACUCCGAUUGAUUCAAUCUUCUGGCGACCAUACUCGCCUCUCCUUCUUCUUUCGCGCCAGCCAUUGUCCGACUCUCAAUGGCGGCCUCGAUCGCAUUCAACAGCGUCGGAGCUCCGGCGCGACUCUCCCGCCAAUUCUCCCACCCGCGAAGCUCCUAUCCGCGUCUCGGCGGGCUCCGACUGCGCCACGCCUCUCCGGCCAUGUUUUCGAGCUCCUUGUCUUUCUCCUCUGGCUCUGGAAUUAGGGCACAGGUGGCGGACGUUGAGCAGUCUAGCGCUGCUGUGUCUCAGAAUCCGAAGGUGGAGGCUCCGGUGGUUAUCGUCACCGGAGCUUCUAGAGGAAUCGGCAAGGCGGUUGCUCUCGCCCUCGGCAAGUCUGGUUGUAAGGUGUUGGUAAACUACGCAAGAUCAUCCAAGGAAGCUGAACAAGUUUCUAAGGAGAUUGAGGCAUCUGGUGGUCAAGCUCUAACAUUUGGGGGUGAUGUUUCAAAGGAAGAAGAUGUCACAACAAUGAUUAAGACCGUGGUUGAUGCGUGGGGAACGGUUGAUGUCUUGGUAAAUAAUGCAGGAAUUACACGGGAUGGCUUAUUGAUGAGAAUGAAAAAAUCCCAAUGGCAGGAGGUUAUUGAUUUGAAUCUUACUGGUGUGUUUCUAUGCACACAGGCUGCGGCAAAAAUUAUGAUGAAACAGAGAAAGGGAAGGAUAAUCAAUAUAGCAUCUGUUGUUGGUCUUGUUGGCAAUGUUGGACAAGCCAACUACAGUGCUGCAAAGGCUGGAGUCAUUGGCUUCACGAAGAGUGUUGCAAAGGAAUAUUCGAGCAGGAACAUUAAUGUCAAUGCUGUUGCCCCUGGUUUUAUCGCAUCUGAUAUGACUUCCAAGCUUGGAGAAGACAUAGAAAAGAAGAUCUUGGGGAGCAUCCCCUUAGGGCGAUAUGGUCAGCCUGAAGAAGUGGCUGGACUGGUGGAAUUCUUGGCACUUAAUCCCGCUGCCAGCUACAUUACUGGACAGGUCUUAACCAUCGAUGGAGGGAUGGUGAUGUGAGAGGCUGGGUCCGGGUCCGGCACCCCUACGAGCUUCGUCUUACUGAAAGUUUCAGAGGCUUUUCUUUACCUUCCAAUCUUGGCGGCUACUAGUUUCAACGAGGAAUUGAAUAGAAAAGUAGAAAGGAUUUUGCUACUUAAUAUUUUUAACGAAGAUUGUUUUCGCUGAUCACUCUUUGUACGUGUAGUGUUUUCCAUCCAAAUCGCGUAAAGAGUUAGUAAAAUUUGUGGUUCAUAACAUAGUGAAGCUUCUGUUAUUUCUUCCCCUA
Molecule: messenger RNA, 1356 nt
Organism: Pyrus x bretschneideri (Chinese white pear)
Lineage: Eukaryota; Viridiplantae; Streptophyta; Magnoliopsida; Rosales; Rosaceae
Product: 3-oxoacyl-[acyl-carrier-protein] reductase 4
Exons: 11
Coding region: 126-1088 (320 amino acids)
Biological process (GO): fatty acid biosynthetic process
Molecular function (GO): NAD binding; 3-oxoacyl-[acyl-carrier-protein] reductase (NADPH) activity
Source: RefSeq, a predicted model, not a curated record